Messenger RNA from Cherax quadricarinatus, 4754 nucleotides. RefSeq names its product phosphoglucomutase 2 (gene Pgm2a). Gene Ontology annotation, biological process: carbohydrate metabolic process; purine ribonucleoside salvage. Gene Ontology annotation, molecular function: phosphopentomutase activity; magnesium ion binding. Lineage: Eukaryota; Metazoa; Arthropoda; Malacostraca; Decapoda; Parastacidae. Gene Ontology annotation, cellular component: nucleus. The record is from RefSeq and is a predicted model, not a curated record.
UGAGGGAAGACGGCGUCGUCUGCAGUGUGGUGCUGCCACUGAACAAGUAGGGUUAUUGUUGUUCUGCUCCUCUACUAUCACCUUUCUUACUCCAUUAAUAUGGCUCCCACACAGGUCAACACGGGUAAUCCCGCCCUCGACGAAAAAAUCAAAGAGUGGCUGGAAUGGGACAAGAAUGACAAGACACGUGAAGAGAUUGUGAAGCUGAUUUCCAAUGAAGAUGAAGCAACACUGAAGAAGCUACUACUGAACCGGAUGCUUUUUGGCACUGCUGGACUUAGGGGACGCAUGGGAGCUGGUUAUGCACAAAUGAAUGAUCUUGUCAUCAUACAAACAUCACAGGGGCUUGGCAGUUACCUUGCAACCAUUAACCCAGAAGCAAAGGCGAAGGGCAUUAUUGUUGGUCAUGACAGUCGACAUAAUAGUCAUAGGUUUGCCAGAUUAGCUGCUGCAGCUUUUCUGAAUGCUGGAAUACCUGUGUAUCUCUAUGGAAAAAUUGUGCCAACACCCUUUGUACCAUUUGGUGUGCGACAGUUAGGAGCAGCUGCUGGCGUCAUGGUCACAGCCUCUCAUAACCCCAAAGAAGAUAAUGGCUACAAAGUUUAUUGGGAAAAUGGAGCACAGAUUAUACCACCAAAUGAUAAAGGCAUACAACAAAGCAUUGAAGAUAAUCUUGAACCAUGGGAAAAUGCUUGGGAUCUUGAGACAGCACUGGCAGAUCCUAGGUUGAGUGAUCCCUUGGUGGAUAUUUCUAAUAAAUACUUCAGCAUGCUGGCAGACUCCAUGCUUGAUAAGGAUAUGAACAAGGCAUCACCACUCAAUUUCACAGUCACUGCCAUGCAUGGAGUGUCUCAUGACUACAUGGUUGAGGCAUUCAAAUAUUGCAACUUUAAGCCACUAAUUCCUGUUAAGGAACAAAUGGUUCCUGAUCCAGAAUUUCCAACUGUUAAGUUUCCAAAUCCUGAGGAAGGAAAGAGUGCACUUGACUUGUCCUUCAAGACUGCUAAUGAAAACAACUCAACAGUGAUCCUGGCUAAUGACCCAGAUGCAGAUAGACUUGCUGUAGCAGAGAAAUUACCCAGUGGUCAGUGGAAAGUAUUUACCGGAAAUGAGGAAGGAGCACUACUUGGUUGGUGGGCUUGGUACAGGAGUCGUCAACUCACUCCUCAUAUUAAACCUAGUGAUUGUUACAUGGUGGCCUCCACAGUGUCUUCAAAAAUCUUACGUGCCAUUGCAAAUAUGGAAGGAUUUCAUUUUAUUGAAACGCUAACAGGUUUUAAGUGGAUGGGUAAUGUGUCAUAUGACCUCCUGCAAGAAGGCAAGACUGUGUUGUUUGCAUUUGAAGAAGCUAUUGGAUUUAUGAAUGGGUCUGAGGUCUUGGACAAAGACGGAGUGUCUGCUGCCAUGCGUCUGGCAGAGAUGGCAACCUUUCUCUCUAAGCAGAAUCUGACUUUAAGUAGUAAAUUGAGAGAGAUUUACAAGAAGUAUGGGUAUCAUACAAGCAACAACUCGUAUUACAUUUGUCAUGACCAGAGCAUUAUCAACAAGAUGUUUGACAGAAUUAGGAAUUUUGAUGAACCAAAUAGUUACCCAAAGACGGUUGGAAAUGGCAGAUUCACUGUAACUGAUGUGCGGGACUUGACCACUGGAUAUGAUUCUUCACAGCCCGACAAACAUGCAGUUUUGCCAGUUUCUAAGUCUAGUCAGAUGAUAACUUUUUCCUUCUCUAAUGGAUGUGUACUUACCCUACGAACAAGUGGAACAGAGCCCAAGAUUAAAUAUUAUUCUGAGAUGUGUGCCAAACCAGAGCAAGAAGACUGGGCAGCUCUAGAAGCAGAGUUAGGGGAGCUUGUGGAAACUGUGGUGCAGGAACUGAUGCAGCCGAAAAAAGAAUGGCCUCAUUCCACGACCUAACUAACUUCCACACUCGUCUACCCAGGCAUUUUCUCUCACAAAGAUUUUUAGUAUUUCAUUUGAGUUUAAAUUCUUUCUUUCUAAAUUACUUAAUGUAGCUUUUACAUUUUUCUUAUGGCAGAGUUACUAUACAUAGACCAUUUUGUGAUAUGCCUCUCAGGAAUUGACCAGAAGAAAAAACACAGCAGUACUGUACAUCAUUGGGCAUUAAUAUCUCAUAAAAAAUUGUGAAUGGUCACUCCCUAAGAUAUAACUAUCAUUCUGCUGUACUGCAAAUUUUGUGUUCUAAAUGUGCAAUGAUUUUUUUUAAACAUUAUCACUUCUUGAAUAAGUUUGAUGGCUGUAUUUUUUGUUUUUAAUAGAAUACAUUAAUUUGUUACAUGUAAAUAAAAUGUAUUUUAUUUGAGUAACCUGAGUAACCACUGCCUUGGGGGAGAUGACCACUGAGGAAACCCCACCACUCCUCCCCCCCCAAAAAUCAUAUUUAGAUUAUCUUUUAAAUUAUAAUUAAUUUCUUGGGCUAAGUUUAGUCAAAAUGUUAUUUUGUAAUUUGUUCAUAAGAUUCCGGCAGAAGCAAGCCACUAUAUAUCAUUUAAUAGAACUAUCGCAUAAGGAUAAACCUCUAAUGUAGACAUUUUGCUUAAGUAAAAGUUAUGACUAGCCGUAUGUAAAGUUCUAUAGUACAUAUGUCCACUUUAUAUAGAAGUUAAUGGCAGAAGCUGGAAUUCUUAUGCUUAAUUGACAGUAUUUAAUAACCAAAGUUCAUUGCUUUUGAAUCCAUGUAUGCUAUUUACACGGCUUGAUUAAGGAAGUAAGUUGGUGAUAGCAGUAAUUUUUUUUUUUUUUUUUGUAAAUUUUAAGUCUCUUGUGGUUCAUUCAGUACUACAAGUUAAUAUUAACACAAAAUUGUGUUACUGGUGAUUUUCCUUAUAUAACUUAAGAUGAGAUAUGCUCUUAUUGUUAUUUAUUAUUUUUUAUUUUUUUGGAGGGUAUUGUUAUUAAUAGCAUAAUUACCUGAUUGGUGUGUACUAAAAGCAACAAAAAACAGCAAAUGUUCAUUUGGCAUGGUUGUGCACUGAACUUUACAACUAUUUGUCACAAAGCUAUUAAUAGCAGUCCCAAAAUUUUCUUAAUGCAGAUAAAUUUGCCUGAAUGAGGUGAAAUAAAAAAUAACUUCAUGCACUGGCUGGCUCUACAUUACUCCCGAGGUUGUUACAACCUCACGUCCACCCAACUUCUGCUUCCAUGUGCGAAAGUCAACUUUCCUGCUGUAAUUUCUCACUCUCCUCCUUUCACUUUCAUUCUCAUGCAGUGUACUCUGAUGGUUCUAAGACCCCUGAUGGUAUUGGAAAUACACCGUUUUUCUUGAUAAAAUUAUAGUCGGUGUUUUCACAGCAGUUUUGCAUGCAAUUCUCAUGGGUAUCAUGCACACUGUGUCGGUCACCUCACCAUUCAUAGUUGUAUUGGACUUGCAAUACAUUACAGGCUAUCCAAAAAUUCAUUUUCAACUUUGAUUUUGCUGCAUUUCUAGUAAAUGCAAAGAUGUCAGUUUUUGCUGGCUGUCUGGAUACAUCUGUGUUCAGGGUAACAAGCAGGCUUAACUGCUCAGUCAGCUGUUCAUGAUCUCCCAGUUUCCCAGAGGAGUAUUCCUUGGAUCAUUUUUCACAAUCUCUCGACAGCUUUGCAACUGAUGGCAACGAUGUUGGUCCGAGUUGGUCCUCAACAAAUUAUUUUCUGUCUAAUCACUUUCGGGUUUCUAGCAGUUUUCAUCCCACCUCUGUCAUGCUUGGGAGACUGCACUCUCCCAUCUGUGUCUUGGCCACAUGUGCCUCGCUCAUGAAUACCUUGUGGAAAAAUGCCUGGCACCUCUUUGCAAGAACUGUCAAGUUGCACUGUCAGUUCAACAUUUUAUUGUCCAGCCUAUCAGAGGGCACACAGAAUUCAUUUCCAUCAUCUCUGCCACCCAGCACACUAAAUUGCAGACCUCUUUGCUGAAAGUUCCACCUUGACUUUUUAACAAAUUAAUGGAUUGCAUCAACUGUGAUUUUACUUUUCUUGUGCUAUCUGCUACUUCCAUAAACCCCUGCCCUUCACUCUCUCAUCACCUUUGCACAUUGCUUCUUUCAUAAAUCCCUCCCAGAAAUGCCAUAGGACCCUCUUGAGUUUAGUACUUAAUUUGAUUAUAUUAUUAUUGCCAUGUGGGAGAUCAUAACACUUGUAUGUUGAGACUAAAUCUUCAGUGAUUUUCAGCUUGAUCAAGUGUGCUCAGUGUGGAAUGUAAUCAUCAUAAUACUGUGCAGGUGCACUAUAUUCACAAUACUUGAAUACUGUAUUUGUAUGUGACUGAAACUGCUUUACUGUUAGUACAUAUUAGUAAUGAGUGUAGUACCAGACGUGUUCACAAUGUCAUCACUGGGCAGUUCCAUAGUUAGAGGCAGUAUCAAGUAAUUGAUAGAUUGAUAUAUAUUAAUGUAGAAAUGUGCACAUUAUUGCUGAGAAUUGCUAAUGUUGCAAGUAAUGCAGUGUUCUGUGAAAGGCUGUAUGUUGUAUAUAUCACCAGUGAUGUAUUAUGUAUAUUGUAGGAACUCAUCCCUCAGAGCUAUUUAAUUAUUUGUAGUGUGGUAUAAAAUAUAUAUUAAUAUGGCAAAGUUCUAUAGAAAGAGUUAUCCAAAAUAAUUGGGGGUCAAGUGUAAUUUUACUUUUUUUUUUAUAUAGUACUUCAAAAAAGAAAUUGCCCCAAUAUAUGUAUUCUUUUGCAUAUAUAAAAUAAUUUUUAGUUAUCAAAAAUUGUAUCUCAUUAUUAUUAAUUACAAUGUUAUUUAAUUAAAAUGUUUGAAUAC